Molecule: messenger RNA, 779 nt
Organism: Nanorana parkeri
Lineage: Eukaryota; Metazoa; Chordata; Amphibia; Anura; Dicroglossidae
Gene: RPL13A
Product: ribosomal protein L13a
Exons: 8
Biological process (GO): negative regulation of translation; translation
Cellular component (GO): ribosome; cytosolic large ribosomal subunit
Molecular function (GO): structural constituent of ribosome; mRNA binding
Source: RefSeq, a predicted model, not a curated record
CCUUCAAAGGCUCCGUCAACAGACGCUUCAAAGGUCCAGACAAAGGCCCCACCAAAGGUCAAGAAGCUACCCUCAGAACUAACCAAGGGAGGUCUCCCAGGAUUCUACAAGAACUUGGGUGGUGGAUUUAAGGCUUCAAGUCAUGUUCUGGUCCUAGACGGAAGAGGACAUCUUCUUGGUCGUCUUGCUGCUAUUGUUGCUAAGCAGGUUUUGCUUGGGCGCAAAGUGGUUGUUGUGAGAUGUGAGGGUAUCAACAUUUCUGGCAACUUUUACCGCAACAAACUCAAGUACCUUGCUUUCCUGCGGAAACGCAUGAACACAAACCCUUCCCGUGGGCCAUACCACUUCAGAGCACCUAGCCGCAUCUUCUGGAGGACUGUAAGAGGUAUGCUGCCACACAAGACAAAGCGAGGACAGGCUGCUCUGGAGCGACUCAAGGUCUUUGAUGGUAUCCCACCUCCUUAUGAUAAGAGAAAGCGUAUGGUGGUCCCUGCUGCCCUGAAGAUUGUGCGCUUGAAGCCGACACGCAAGUUUGCUCUCCUUGGCCGCCUUGCCCAUGAGGUUGGCUGGAAGUACCAGGCAAUCACUGCCACCCUGGAGGAGAAGAGGAAGGUAAAGGCCAAGAUGCAUUAUUCCAAGAAGAAGUUGGUCAUGAAAUUGAAGAAGCAAGCAGAGAUAAACGUUGAAAGUAAAAUUGCGCAAUACACAAACGUCCUGAAGAAAUACGGUGUCCUCGUUUAAUUAUGCUCACAGACCUGGAAUAAAAAUGUUUAACAAAA